Molecule: messenger RNA, 326 nt
Organism: Colletotrichum phormii
Lineage: Eukaryota; Fungi; Ascomycota; Sordariomycetes; Glomerellales; Glomerellaceae
Exons: 1
Coding region: 9-278 (89 amino acids)
Source: RefSeq, a predicted model, not a curated record
CCGCUGUGAUGCUCGCCGACAAACUCUCGUCUGUGACUCUUUUUUGUCUGAUCUCGUGGUUCUUUUCCCCAGUACGUGACUUGGACACUGUGUACAACCUUGGCUCGUUGCCUUGUCCAUGCAACUUUCCGCCGCUUCGUGGCGGGACUUUGACGGUCAAGAGGAGAUUGUCGAAAAAGUGCUUGAUUCCGAUACUAUCCACAUUCCCCAUCCCACCAAAGAUUCGGACGCAAAGCAUACCUAUCACGGCUGGGCGAGUAGAUGUAGCUGACUGGUAGGCAACCCUUCUUCUUGCGUCUUCGUUGGACAUGCAGCAAAGAGGGCGC